AUGGAGACUCUAUCCAGAAGAGUCCUCCCAGACUCCACCCCCCAACUUGUCGACAGCGCCAACGGCAGCGCCAGUGCCAGCGCCAAUACCAACGCCAUGGCGAACCCGACUGGCCAUGAUUCGGAUGCGGUACCGGCAGGUGGAGACGGUUCCGUGUCCCACUCUGGCUCCGGCUCCGGCUCCGACGACGGCUCCGACGACGGCUCCGACUCCUCGACGGCGGACUCCUCGACGGCGACUCAGACUGCACCCCGACGCGCAUCAUAUUUCGUCGCCGCAGACGAGCUCCCCGAGCCGCUGCCGACCGACGCCGCCAUCGCGGCACCCACGCAGGUCCUCAAAGACGUCUUCGGCUGCAUGGUGGUCCGCGUCGGCGAGCACUACGUCGCCAAGUACGGCACCCGCGUCAGCCUGACCGAGGGCGAGAACAUGCUCUUCGCCCGCGACACGUGCGGCCUGCCCGAGGGCUCUUGGCACCAGGCAAACGAAAGGACGGCCAAUCAGAGGUGGCCCGGUGCCAAGAAGGGUCUUGGCACCAGGCAAAUGGCCCGGCACGCUAGCAGUGCCCAGCGCCAGGCAGCUCCUUCCUGCCGGGCAAGUAAGAGCUGCGCUCUUACUGGCCCGCCAUAA
Molecule: messenger RNA, 630 nt
Organism: Lasiosphaeria miniovina
Lineage: Eukaryota; Fungi; Ascomycota; Sordariomycetes; Sordariales; Lasiosphaeriaceae
Exons: 1
Coding region: 1-630 (209 amino acids)
Source: RefSeq, a predicted model, not a curated record